GAUAAAGAGAAAGCCUGGCAGCUGAAGGAAGUGGCUGAUAAUAUUCCAAAGAGGCUAGCUAGGUGCUCAAGAGCGCGAGAGAGAUCACUCAUGGGGUCAAACUUAUUUGCGUUUCAACGUGUACGUGUUUCAAUGUGCAAACAUGAGAAUUCUCAAACAUUACUGAAACACUACACUUUUCAAGUUUAAAUUUUUUUCAACAUUUUCAUCUAAUCUCACAAAAACAAGAGAUCGAGUUGACAAAAGGAGAUCACAAUACUGAUGAAAAGAGUAGAGACCACGUGAAUCGAUGCUAGUUAAAGCCGUAUGUCAUGAAGUUCCGAGACAGAGUAAUAUGCUGACCAGGUUGAAGUAGUUUUAAGUGUUUUGAAAAUUCGAGGUUGUGAAAAUUCGAGAGCUGAGGAUCAUACACCUGCAGCUAUAUACGGAGAGUUAUUUUCUCAUGCAAUUAAUUAUCUCUUUUAGUGCUCAGAAAAAUAAUCCGUCAAGGAGACAGAUAAUCUAAAGUUCUUUAAAUAUCAUCUAUUUAGAACAGUACUGUCCCUUGUAAUCUUUGCCUGGUUUACACCAUACGGCCUGUAUUUUUUCUAAUUAUUCGACACUGCCAGCAGCACAAGUAAUUAGUUUUUAAGAAAGCACGCGAAUUGAAGGAAAACCAUGGCCUUCAAUGGAAACCUUUUGCAACCUCUGCUAGUACUUGGGGAACUGAUCGUGUUGAUGAUUUUAGUAGCGUCAGUAGCAUCUAAACCCAAUUCAGGAUGUGACCGUAGAUGUGGAAGUGUUGAAAUCCCCUACCCAUUCGGAACAAGCGAGGGUUGUUACCUUGACUCAACAUUUCUCAUCACUUGUAACAACACAAUAAUACAUGGGCCAAAACCAUCUCUGGGCCCUGAAAUGUUUGUCGAGGACAUAUCAGUAUUGGAUGGGGAACUGCGAGUCUCAAACCCCGUAGCCAGUCUUUGUAAAGAACUCAAGAUCAGCAAGGGCGGCAACAAACGAAAGGCUGAACAAUGCUCUGCAGGGGAUCCUUACUCAAGAUGCACCUACGAUGACCGGGAGCCUAUUCGUAGAAGUGUCAAGGACGCUGGCACCUCUGUCCUCGAGCACAGCGGCAACAAAGGAAAACCGAUACCGCAAAGCACCAACCAAGCUAUGCCAUGCUCUAAAGGGGAUCCUUACUCAAGAUGCAUCUCUGAUGGCCGGGAGCCUAUUAGCAUAAGUGUCAACUACAGUGGCAACUCUGCCUUGUUCAAGCUGUCAAAUUUUCGCAUUUCAAAUAAGAGGAACAAGAUUACUGCCGUGGGUUGUGGCGUUUAUUCGUUUAUUCAAGGCUCUGUGGAACAAAAGGGCUUCACUACUGGAUGCUUAUCACUCUGUAACUCCAAUGCCAGCGAUGUGGUUAACGGGUCAUGCUCUGGUAUUGGCUGUUGUCAGACUUCUAUCCCGAAUGGACCGACCGAAUUUGAUCUAAGUGUUCGGAGUUUGAGCGAGUACAACACGAAAACUCUUGACAUCGGUGAAUGUGCUUACGGCUUUAUAGUGGACGAAAAAGCAUACAACUUUUCAUCCUCGGAUUUCUCAAAUUUACUAAAUAGAAAGACUGUACCCCUGGUGCUUGAUUGGGCAGUUGGGAAUGAGACAUGCGAAGAUGCUAAGAAAAAUAAGAAUAGCUACGCAUGUAAGGCAACGCAUAGUUAUUGUUACAAUUCCAGCAACGGCCCUGGGUAUCGUUGCAAUUGCUCCGAUGGUUAUCAAGGGAACCCAUACCUCCCUGUUGGACCUGACAGUUGCCAAGAUAUCGACGAGUGCAAUUCGCUUGAGAAACCUUGCGCUGGUAAUGCAACAUGCACCAACACUGAUGGAAAUUACACAUGUACUUGUCGACAUGGGUACGAAGGAGAUGGGAGGAUGCCACCCGGCAUAGGUUGCAGACCUAGAGAAAGCCAAUCUAGAAUUAUUGCUAUUGCACUCGGUAUUAGCAGUGGCCUCUUAGUGCUCCUUCUGGGAAGUUCUUUGGUAUAUUGUGUACUGCAGAAAAGAAAGCUCAUUAAACUCAAAGAGAAGUGGUUCCAACAAAAUGGUGGCCUGAUGUUACAACAAAGACUUCCAAAUCAAACAGGAUCCACAGAGACAGCAAAAGUCUUCAGCACUGAAGAACUUGAGAAGGCAACCGACAAUUACAGCAAGAGCAGAGUCCUCGGCCAAGGAGGCUACGGCGUUGUUUAUAAAGGAAUAUUGUCGGAUAAUAGAGUGGUUGCGAUUAAAAAGUCAAAAAUUGGAGAUCAAAGUCAGAUUGAGCAAUUCAUAAAUGAGGUGAUUUUGCUUACUCAAAUCAACCAUAGAAAUGUUGUUAAACUAUUAGGUUGUUGUUUGGAAACAGAAGUGCCCAUGCUAGUCUAUGAAUUCAUCACAAAUGGAACACUUUCUGAACAUCUUCAUGAUAAAAGCCGAUCUUCCUUACUCUCAUGGGACAAACGUCUUAAGAUAGCAACAGAAAGUGCAGGGGCCCUUGCAUACUUACAUUCUGAAGCUUCCAUGCCAAUUAUACACCGAGAUGUAAAAACUGCAAAUAUACUUUUGGAUGAAAACCACACAGCAAAAGUAUCAGAUUUUGGAGCUUCAAGACUCGUUCCUCUUGAUCAAACACAAUUAACUACUUUGGUGCAAGGGACAUUAGGAUACUUGGACCCUGAAUACUUUCAUACUAGUCAUCUAACAGAAAAAAGUGAUGUCUAUAGCUUUGGUGCUGUAUUGGCAGAGUUACUGACUGGUAAGAAAGUGAUUUCCUUGGAUAGGCCUGAAAGUGAGAGAAAUUUGGCAACAUAUUUUGUUUCUAUGGUAAAAGAUGAUCGCUUAGUAGAAGUUCUUGAUGACAACAUUCACAAUGGAAGUUAUAUCGAAGAACUAAAGAAAGUUGCUAAUGUUGCAAAAAGAUGCCUAAGUGUUAAAGGAGAUGAUAGGCCUAGUAUGAAGGAGGUGGCAGUGGAGCUUGAUGGAUUGAGAGUUCAGGGAAAGAAGGCGAGGAAAGAAGCUAAUCUCAACACAGAAGAGAGUGAGUAUUUUCUUCAUCCAUCCACACACUCUUUAAGCAUUGAUGUUGGCGUUGGCUAUUCUUCCACAAGUACCAUUGAUAGUAUGGGGAAUCAAGCACUAAAACCAACAGAUGAUGGCAGAUAAUCCAUUAGUCCUUGAACCACAAUCAGCCAGCAUCUUCCUCCAAGUCAACGGAUGAUGGUAGAUUUCGGACUCUUUGCAUGUAGUGUUCAUGUUUUCUCAAUAUAGAUCUUUUUGUAUGUUAAAAGUUUUCUCACAUGGUCUGCUAAUUUGUAUUAUUGGGAGCUUUUGUAUGUACGAGUGAGCAAGUCUAGUAUUGCUCAAUUAUGUGUGCGCUUUGAGCUGGGUCGUCCUUUCAUCAUGUGUGUUCUAAGUUUUUAUUUGUGAAUUAUGGGUAGA
Juglans regia (Persian walnut) is the source of this 3453-nucleotide messenger RNA. Its product is annotated as wall-associated receptor kinase 2-like. NCBI's taxonomy places the organism in Eukaryota, Viridiplantae, Streptophyta, Magnoliopsida, Fagales, Juglandaceae. Gene Ontology annotation, cellular component: plasma membrane. Bases 658 to 3177 code for a protein of 839 amino acids. The record is from RefSeq and is a predicted model, not a curated record. The transcript is spliced from 4 exons. Gene Ontology annotation, biological process: cell surface receptor signaling pathway; protein phosphorylation. Gene Ontology annotation, molecular function: protein serine/threonine kinase activity; calcium ion binding; polysaccharide binding.